UACGCCAUGUCGUCGCUGGUUGCGUCACUGCUGACCUCCACCGAUGCGGCCAUUGCCAGCCCGACGCCGCUGGCCCACACCUUGCUUGCUAUUCUCAAGGGCGUCCGCAAUGGCCUUGUCUACGGCGUCAAGGUCCGCGCGCCACAUGCUUUUGUCAUGACCUUCCUCUUCCGCGACGGAUCGCUCCGUGAGAAGCUGGCAGGCAUCCUAUCCGCCACUCAGACUCAUGCGACCAACCUCGCCGUCUUUGUCGGCCUGUUCAAGACCGGCAUGGCGCUACUGCGCGCGCUCAACGGCUCGUACGCGCCAGUCCACCCGUUCUUCUCCGGCCUCGUCGCCGGCUACACGGUCUUUGGCUCGUCGACCUCUGUCAACCGUCAGAUUGUCCUCUAUCUCUUCUCGCGCGUUGCUCUCGCGCUUGCGCAGUACAUCUACUCGCGCGCAACAGACGAUGCGCCUGCGCCCAAGCACGCCUUUCCCAUCUUUGCUGCUCUCGUCUGGGGCUUGGUCAUGUGGCUCUUCUACGAGGAGCGUUCGACCCUGCAGUCCUCGCUCCGCCGCUCCAUGGACUACCUCUACAUCAACGCCGACACCUUUUCGGAUCUCCGCACUCUCCUCUGGCACAACCAGUAG
Molecule: messenger RNA, 633 nt
Organism: Thecamonas trahens ATCC 50062
Lineage: Eukaryota; Apusomonadida; Apusomonadidae
Product: peroxisomal membrane protein 4
Exons: 1
Coding region: 7-633 (208 amino acids)
Cellular component (GO): peroxisomal membrane
Source: RefSeq, a predicted model, not a curated record